Messenger RNA from Patiria miniata (bat star), 4206 nucleotides. Its product is annotated as probable sodium-coupled neutral amino acid transporter 6. Gene Ontology annotation, biological process: amino acid transmembrane transport; L-glutamine transport. Lineage: Eukaryota; Metazoa; Echinodermata; Asteroidea; Valvatida; Asterinidae. The transcript is spliced from 13 exons. Gene Ontology annotation, molecular function: L-glutamine transmembrane transporter activity. The record is from RefSeq and is a predicted model, not a curated record. Bases 173 to 1732 code for a protein of 519 amino acids.
UAUUGUUAACGUGUGUCACGCGUCACGUCAACUUUGUGCACCCCAUAUUCACUGCACUCGUGACGAUGCGAUGGUGAAGAGUCAUUUUUGUAAAGUUGUUUGGAAGAUCCGAGUGAUGCCCUGAUUGCUUUAGUAUUUUGUUCGUUCAACUUUGCUUCUGAAUUUCCCGUAGAUGGAUAUCGUUCGCUCGCGAUCGCCGGGCAUAACCGGCCAUCAGCACAGACGUUAUGCUGUCGAGGAGGCUGACACAUUCAACACGUCAGUGGAGGAGAUAUUUUGGCCAGCCAUGCCAGCUGGGUCGAUAAACACACCGCUUGUUGCAAACGCUUAUGGUGAGAAUGUCCCUGCACCAGAUGAACAUGACUUGGGUCGACGUUCCUCCUUCGGCAUGUCAGUGUUCAAUUUGAUGAACGCCAUCUUGGGCAGCGGCAUUCUGGGACUGUCUUUUGCUAUGGCAAAGAGUGGAAUUGUUCUAUUCACUUUCUUAUUAGUUACAGUGGCUGUCUUGGCAGAUUUCUCGAUUCAUCUCCUACUCAAGAUGUGUGUGUUGACUGGAGUCAAGUCCUAUGAAGAAGUCGGCUUGUUUGCGUUCAAAAUUCCAGGCAAGAUAAUGGCUGCUAGUGCAAUACUACUUCAAAAUAUAGGAGCAAUGUCAAGUUACUUAUUCAUAGUCAAGGAUGAACUACCCAAAAUCCUGAGCACAUUCCUAAGCGAUAUAGAAGACAAAAGUAUAUGGUAUUUGAAUGGCACCUACCUUGUACUGAUGGUAGUGGUGAUCAUCAUCGUUCCGUUGGCCUGCCUGCCCAAGAUUGGUUUCCUAGGCUACACCAGUGGACUCUCCAUACUGUGUAUGGUAUUCUUCACUGUAGUGAUUGUCAUCAAGCAGUUCUCCUUCCCCUGUCCAAUACCCGACAUGAUCUGGACCAAUAUGACAAGUUCUGACAGAAUCAACACCACAACAGCUCAGUACUCCUCAUCUGAUGAUACAGAAUCUCCCAUUGGAUAUAAAAGUCAACUAGAUGAGGAUUCAGCCAAUCACAGCACCUCUUCAGAGUGUCAGCCAAAGUAUUUUUCCCUGACAACAGAAACAGCAUACGCCCUUCCUACCAUGGCUUUUUCAUUUGUCUGUCACACGGCUGUGCUUCCAGUAUACUGUGAACUUUCCAAGCCAAGCAAGAGUCGUAUGCAGAACGUGGCCAAUACGUCAAUAUUCAUCUCAUUCACACUGUACAUGGUCUCAGCACUCUUCGGCUAUCUCACAUUUUACGGUAAUGUGAGCGAUGAGUUACUAGACGGAUAUGAGUUGUUCAACCCUUCAGACCGUAUCAUCCUCAUAGUACGUGUGGCUGUGUGUCUAGCUAUUAUCUUCACUAUUCCACUCAUUCACUACCCGGCCCGCAAAUCUCUGCUGAUGAUCUUCAGUACCUGGGUGCCGCUCAGGGAUGCAUCGUAUCCAUGGUUACGCCAUUUUGUGUCUACUGCAGUGCUCAUCACCUUGGUGACGUGCAUAGCCGUCUUUGUGCCCAACAUCAAACAGAUUUUUGGUAUUGUAGGUGCUACUGCUUCCACUAGUCUUGUAUUCAUUCUCCCGUCUCUCUUUUACUUACGUCUUGGCACCGAACGACUUAAGUCUCCACAGAAAAUAGCAUGCAUGGGCCUACUGUUUAUCGGAGUGACUACCCUGAUAAUUAGCCUGACUACCAUUAUCUACCGUAUCGUCACAAAGCAAUAACCCUGAAUCCUAGAUUAAAGUUUUUAAAAUCCAUCAAAUUCAAUCACCUUGGAUUGUAAGAUUUUGAUAGACCCAGGACAUGAACCCUAAUUCCCUUGGCAUUUGUGUUAAGAACCGUCCUGAAUCUUCCACUGUGCAGAAACCAAUGGUGCAAUUCAUAAUACUGAACUUUCAAGAAGAAGGUUCUACCCUCUUUGAUCCUACAAAAUCCUCUUAAACCACCUGGAGGAUUUUGAAGGAUUUUGGACGGUUAGGGUUGAAGCCCAGCCACUUUGACUUUACCUGGUGCAUGGUGUUCCAAAUGUGGUUCAUUUCAUUUCAUCAUCAUCAGGGCCCAAUUGCAUGGCUCUUCUUACUGUCAGUGAAAAAGCCCUGCUCUUACUUGUAACAGAAAAUUCUGUGCUUACGGUAAGCAUAUUUCACAGGGUAGCAAGGAAUUUUGGCUUAUGCAUAUGCGUACAUCCCGUAACUAAAAGAUUCUGUGCUUGCGUGGUUAGCAAAGAAUUUUUUUCUGCUGGCGCUGUUAGCACAGAAUGUGGAUCAUAAGCGUGGAAUGCUGUGGUUAGCAGAGCCAUGAAAUAGGGCCCAGGUGGUCACAAGGCAGUUGGUCACAUACCACCCAUUUUGAGACAAGCUCUUCAGACAAGCCCGUCGGGCAGGCUAAAUCAGUUAUGAGUGACUCAGGUUGACCAAAAUAUAUUUUGGCAAACUGUAUAAAUCAUCGCGCCAGUGUAACAAGAACGUAAGUCGAUUCUGCAACGAAAUCGUGUCUCAGGCGAAUACGCUCCGUGCAACAAGGUCGUAUCUCAUGUAUCGCAUUGACUUUGUGUGUACAUACGGGUUGUUUUAAGCGAGAUACGACCUUUUGACAUUGAAAACUCGCGUUUCAUGUACAUGAUGUCACACGGCUUAGGAGAUACGACUGAAGAGAUACGACCUUGUUGCACGGACACGACGAAAUGUUCUGUUGAUUAUACAUUCCCAUUUCAUUCAUCAAACUUUUCAUGUACAGUGGAACGUCGCUAUACCGAACACCGCUAUACCGAACAUUCGGCUAUACCGAACAUCGUCCUUGGCUCCCAUUUUUGUGUUGAAAAACCGACAUUGUUGUUGAAAAAUGUCAACAGAAGACCGACAAGUGGCUAUUAUUUCCCCAAGGAAUAGAAGGGAAAUGCCACCCAUCGAUGUAGGUAGUAAGCUCAAAACUGUGUAAUUAUACAAUUCAAUAGCCGGCACGUGUUCGCAGUCGUCUUUCGGUAACUACCAGGGCAUACAGGGUGAAGUUAUGAAGGGCGCCAUUUAUUGAAAAGUGAGUACCGGAGCACCGGCAGCUUGAAAUCGCUUUACCGAACGAUCGCUAUUAUGAACAUUUUCUGUGGCUCCCGCAAUGUUCGUUGUAGUGGCAUUCCACUGUACUUACUUUGAAUCUGUGGACUAAUUUGGUUGGGCGAGACCCUUGAUCUUAGUUGUGCGUACUUAUGCACGAGAACCAGCAUGUGCACAUGAUGUGUCCCAUGCACUGGAGCUUUGGUAGGUGGUCACAAAGUGCCAUUGACUGGUUGUGCGCCAAGUCAAUAGUCGUAAGCCGAAGUAAUGAAUGGUGCUUGUUGAACAUCUUCAGCAUAUUUUUUUUACAGUGGCGUAUACUACUAGUACUAUAAGCAUUAACAGUAAUCAUAUUCGAGUGGAUAUGGGAAUUUCUGAAAUUUGUGCAUUUAAAUUACUCUCAGUAAAAUUAAUGUGUUUUUUUGUUUUUUAAUUUAUUUUUUUAUAAUGCAAUUAUGACUCUUGUGUAUAAUUACGUUGUUUGGGAAAGGAGUUUUAAAACGUGCUUUCCUGUGAAGUAAGAGCGGCAUUUCUAAUGCCAAAAAAGUUAAUUUUGUUUUUACCACAUUUUGAUCGUAAAUUGUCAUCAUUUACUGCAUUUCAUUGCAUAGUUUGCUUAUAUUUAUGUAGAUCAAUUUUAAUGUCAUUGUUCAAAACAAUCAUUGCGUAAUUAUUCCAAAUUGACAGUUUCAUUGGUAAGGUGUAAUAGUUUCGGAGUGGCAUUUUCAUAAGUGAGUUUUGUCUAGUUUUAGCUCAUAUUCCUUUUCACCUCAUUUCUAUUGGUUGUGGAAAUAUUCCAAAUUGAUACUCUGGCAGUUUUGCCUUAUAAUCAUGAGCUCACAGACUAGGGUGUGUUUUUUUCUGCAAACAUGGAUAUAUAUUUUUUACAUUGGUUAACCACUUGAUUGUUUUGAAUCAAAGACACCAUUUUUUAAAAAGACAAAAUAUAUCAGCCAAAUUCUAAAAUUAAGUCAAACAGCACAAAUACUGACUCUUUAAGAGUCAUUUGUACAAUAUUUGUACAAUACUUCUCACUGAAACUUCAUAUUUUGCAACACUCUCGAGGCCUCGCCACAAGUUCCCUGAAUAAUGCCAUCACUUAUUAUUGGAAAUCUUGACUCAGUGCUUCAGGCCUUUUGGCCUUUUUA